CUGUUCUAAGCAACUCAACUUUGCACUGGUUCAGACCUUCUGAAACAACAGCCUCUUAUCUUAAUGACUGACAAAGGCGACGGGAAAUCUUGGUAUGGAAUCUGGUGUUUAUCAGUCUGGGAGGCCAGUUCGGCUGCAGGAGAGCAACGACCAGACACUCACUCAGAGGGUGAGAAAUAUGGUACUCCAAGGGCAUAUGAUCCGCAUUUCAGAGGACCCGUUGUCAACAGGAGUUGUACAGAUGUGCUGUGCUGCGUGAUCUUCAUACUGUUCAUUAUGGCCUACAUUCUUUUAGGACUUGCAGCCUGGGUCAAUGGUGACCCCAGAAGAGUGGCCUAUCCUACAGACAGCCAGGGCUACUUUUGUGGCCAGAAGGGCACCCCCAAUGAGAACAAGUCCAUUUUGUUUUACUUUAACCUGCUCACCUGUACCAGUCCCUCCGUGGUGGUAAACCUACAGUGCCCUACCACACAGAUCUGUGUCUCCAAGUGCCCAGAAAGAUUCUUAACUUACAUGGAAAUACAAUUUAAGUACAAAAACGACAGUAAAUACUGGACAUACUACAGCCAGUUCUGCCGGACUACUUUUCUUAAGCCUGUGGAGACUCUCUCACAAGUUUUACUGGAUAAUGAUUGUCCAUCAGCGAUUUAUCCAAGCAAACCUUUUCUCCAGAGAUGUUUCCCAGACUUUUCUACUAAAAAUGGCACUUUAACAGUAGGAAAUAAGACAGUAUUUGAUGAUGGAAGUGGAAAGACAAGAAAUGCUGCAGAACUCAGAAGAGCUGCAAAUGGUAUCAAUAAAGCCCUUGAUGCAAGGGCAAUUGGAGUGAAGGUGUUUGAAGACUAUGCAACAACAUGGUAUUGGAUUCUCAUUGGCCUGACUAUUGCCAUGCUCCUCAGCUGGAUGUUUGUGAUGCUCCUGAGGUUCACAGCUGGAUUGCUUUUCUGGAUCUUCACCUUUGGUGUGAUUGGAAUCAUAGCUUAUGGAAUAUGGCGCUGUUACCUAGAAUACAGCCGUCUUCAGGAACAUCCACGUUCUCAGUUAAAUGUAUAUACCAUUGGGAUUCAGACUGACAUAAGCAUGUACUUUCGCCUGAAACAAACAUGGUUCGCACUUAUGGUAAUACUCUGCCUCCUUGAACUGUUCAUCAUCCUCAUGCUGAUCUUCCUCAGGGACCGAAUCCGUAUCUCCAUCGCCCUGCUGAAGGAGGGGAGCAAAGCCAUUGGAUACAUCCCUAGUACUUUAAUUUAUCCAGCUUUAACUUUCUUUUUCCUCUCAGUCUGCAUUUCCUACUGGGCUGUGGUAGCACUAUACUUGGCUACAUCAGGGGCACCUAUAUACAAAGUCAUAGCCCCACAGGGGCGAUGUGAACAUGAAAAUAAAACCUGUGACCCAGUGGGUUUUAAUUCAACUGAAAUUGCCAAAGCUUGCCCUGGGGCUCAGUGUCAUUUUGCUUUCUAUGGUGGAAAGAGCCUAUAUCAUCAAUACAUCACUACCUUCCAGUUACUCAAUCUAUUCGUCUUUCUCUGGCUUAUAAACUUUGUCAUUGCAUUGGGUCAGUGUGCCCUUGCUGGUGCCUUUGCUUCUUAUUAUUGGGCCUUGAAGAAACCUGAUGACAUCCCACCCUAUCCACUUUUUACUGCAUUUGGACGAGCCAUAAGAUAUCACACAGGAUCCCUAGCAUUUGGAUCUUUAAUUCUUGCAAUAAUUCAAAUGUUCAGAUUAAUCCUAGAAUACAUGGACAAACGUCUUCAAAAGGCCCAGAGCAACAUUUCUAAAUUCCUAAAAUGCUGCCUGAGAUGCUGUUUCUGGUGUUUGGAAAAGGCAGUAAAGUUUUUGAACAGAAAUGCCUAUGUUAUGAUGGCAAUAUACGGCAAAAACUUCUGCAAGUCAGCAAGAGAUGCUUUCAAUCUGCUGAUGAGAAAUAUUUUAAAAAUUGCAGUUAUGGAUAGAGUGACAGACUUUGUACUAAUCCUGGGGAAGAUUCUAGUUGCUGGGUGUAUAGGUGUCCUGGCCUUUCUACUUUUCACCAAAAGACUCCCAGUGAUUAUAGAAGGACCAACAUCUUUAAAUUACUACUGGGUACCUUUGCUGACAGUGAUUGUUGGCUCUUACAUAAUUGCACAUGGAUUCUUCAGCGUCUAUGCAAUGUGUAUUGAAACAAUUUUCAUCUGCUUCUGUGAAGAUCUGGAAAGAAAUGAUGGAUCAACAGAAAAACCCUACUUCAUAACCCCUACCCUGCACGGAAUUCUGAACAAGAAGCAACUAGUUCCCCAGAAGCAGAAAAAGUAGAAAAGCUCCAAACAGUGCCAUUCACUUUUAAGUAGAAGUUUUGUAAAUUAGGUCAUUUGUAUUGGAAAAUGAUGCUUUUAAGUAAUAUGAAAUUUCAGUACCUAUUCCUGAAAAGCAAGAACCUGGUACCAUCUGAGGUAUCAGGCAGUUGAUGACAGUAGCCCCUGUGAACUAGGAUACUUUAUAGACUGUGGUUCCAACUGAAGAGCAAGGUGUAAAUGUCACAUGUUUUCUUAAAGUCUAUAGCUGAAAGUGUUUCCAAACUUUUAUAACCUGGCAUGCUGUUUUCCACUGCAGCACUUUGAUGAACUUUCUUUUUACAAAUGUAUAUUUGUAAAAGAUAUUCAGGAAAUUUUUGAAAGCAUUAUAAAUGUAUAAUCAAUUAGCCAUAAACAGGUUGAUUUGUAGUUAACCAGCAUAUGGUACUAAAUUUGUAAAUGUGGUGCUAUGGUUACAUUUAUACUGUUCAAGCAAGUGGACAACAUCCUAAACUGUGAUUAAACUUAUAUUAAUGGUUCCCUGGGAAGUAUAUUUCAGUAAGUGAUUCAAGACCAUAAUGAAUAUAUAGACGGUAAGGUUAUACAGGUUCCACAGAGAGCAUUACUAGGUAAAAAUCACCGUGGAACCUUCAUAGGCCAUUUUGUUGUCAUGAAAUUAAAGUUGAAUCUGAGUUCUGGAAUAUCGUUUUUAAUCAUAUGAACAUGAGGCCACCGUGAAAAUAUUCUGAGCAGAACUGAGAUGGCCACAUAACUCGUACCCUUUGUCUGUAACCCAAUAGAGAUGAAUCUUUAUGCCUACCAUAUAGGCAAUGGGUAUGGAUGUGUUUCAGAAGAGUGAUUAAAUCUUUUAUGAGCAUGCCUGUUUUUCUAGAUUAAAGAGAUCUUGUGGGUUUGUUCUAUAAAAGGUUUAAUUUUAGCUUAACUUUCAGUGAAAAAAGAGCAAAGAUAAGUAAGACUUCAGAUUUUACCCUAAGGAAACAUUAGCCCUCCAUAGGUACCUCAGCUGGUACCUUUACAAGGGGCAUACUGUGGAUUAGGAGAGCUCUUCCUGAAGGGGUCAGGAGGGAAGGUAUUCUUCCACCUCUGCUGACCAGACCAACAAACCAGGCUCUGGCAGCCAUGCCUUAGUCUUUUGCAUGGCAGAGCAAAGCAUGAAUCAAGACACCCACAUACCUUGUCUGUCCAUCUCCUGUGAACAAGAGCAUGAGAUAUGGCGAACAGUGUGAAAAUGGACCCCAAGGGGGCACUGGUCAACAGUGUCCUUUUGGCUUCUACACUAAGUUUGUAUAUAAGGAUUAUUUAUGUCUCGACAAAAAGGAGCAUGAUCUGGAUAUAAUCCAUGUAUCCAGGAAGACAGUCAGAAAUGUAUUAUUGUGUUAUAACUUAACAUGACUAGUAAUUUAUUUAAUGACCCUGAAGUGUGGGGUCACUGACUUCCUACCAGCUUAAUAGCAAGAAGCCAAUGAAUAGGGGAGAGUUUCAAAAUACGGGUCCUUAUAUGGCCCCAUCUUAUUCUUAGCUUACUUUCUUGAGACGAUUGUAAUCAAAGUAUCAUUUGGCUUCAUACCUUGGCAAAAGCCUUCUUCACUCUCAUGUUCCUUGAAGUAUAAUUCAGAGAAGAGUGAUAACCUGUAUUUCUAGAUAGUUAUUAUUAUUUUAUUCAAUAAUAUACCUGGAUGAGAGGGGAUUUGGGGGAGAAUGGAUACAUGUAUAUGUGUGGCUGAGUCCCUCAUCUGUGUGCCUGAAACAAUCACAACUUUGUUAAUUAGCUAUACUCCAAUUUAAAAUUAAAAAAAAAUUAAAAAGAAAUAAUACAAGGUUCACAACAAAAAUCUAGUCAAAUAGUUACCUCUAUCUUAAGUGUUGAAAAUUAUAAGGAAUAAGUCCCCUUUUAGAAGUAGUUGAAAAAUUCAUAAUGAUGAAACAAAACAAUUUUUAAUUUUCUGUGUAUGUAUCAGAAUCACUCUGAGAAU
Odocoileus virginianus texanus is the source of this 4264-nucleotide messenger RNA. It is a transcript of the gene SLC44A5, whose product is annotated as solute carrier family 44 member 5. Lineage: Eukaryota; Metazoa; Chordata; Mammalia; Artiodactyla; Cervidae. Gene Ontology annotation, biological process: transmembrane transport. The record is from RefSeq and is a predicted model, not a curated record. Gene Ontology annotation, molecular function: transmembrane transporter activity.